Messenger RNA from Alligator mississippiensis (American alligator), 4856 nucleotides. RefSeq lists its product as uncharacterized. The transcript has 12 exons. NCBI's taxonomy places the organism in Eukaryota, Metazoa, Chordata, Crocodylia, Alligatoridae. Gene Ontology annotation, molecular function: RNA polymerase II cis-regulatory region sequence-specific DNA binding; DNA-binding transcription factor activity, RNA polymerase II-specific. Bases 39 to 4295 code for a protein of 1418 amino acids. The record is from RefSeq and is a predicted model, not a curated record. Gene Ontology annotation, biological process: regulation of transcription by RNA polymerase II.
AGGUCCUGCGCUCCCAUCCGCAGCCUGAGGUCAGUGAGAUGCAGCCCGGAGACUGGCCCUUGCUCCCGCAGGAUGCUGCUGACAGCCCCCCGUGUGACAGCAGGGUAGUAGGAGCUGGGGCUGGGCCUCCCCUGGCAGAGGAAAUGACUGCUGAGCUAAUGCCAGCUCCAGAUCUGGGAGCCCCCUGUCCAGCCCUGAUGGACCCAGAGCUGCCCAUGGGGGACGAGGUCCCCACCCCGGAGAUGUGGCGCCAGCGCUUCCGGUGCUUCCGCUACCAGGAGGCCGUGGGACCGCGGGAGGUUCACAGCCGUCUGCGGGAGCUGUGUCGGGGCUGGCUGGAGCCCCAGCACCGCACCAAGGAGCAGAUCCUGGAGCUGGUGGUGCUGGAGCAGUUCCUGGCCAUCCUGCCCCAGGAGACGCGGAGCUGGGAGUGGGGACACGGCGUGCAGGCUGUGACCAUGGCUGAGUGGUUUCAACUGGGGUCAGCGGAGGACGAGACCCUCCAGGUCACAGUGUGCGUGAAGGUCAAGGACACGGCCUCAGACAAGAUGGGAAGUGCUGGGGCACUGUGGGAACCUCUCGGCUCCCAGCCACAAGAGUCACAGCCGCCUCCUGAGCACCUGCUCCUGGAGAAGCCGGGAUGCGGUGAAACUCCAGGGCCUGAUGUCCCAAAAGACAAGCCCCCACCUGGGUGGGAAUCAGGUGCAGCAACCCUAAGCAAGGUGGAGGAGCAAUGUCCUGAGGAAGGGCCUGCAAACCUGGAGCUGCUGGCAGUGUCCCCAGGGAGACUGGGGGAGAGGGGAUCCCUGACACCUGAGCCUGGCCAGCUGCAGAAGAGACAGGGCAGGCCUCCAAAACAGGAGGUGAGCCAGGCACUAGCUGCAGUUGGAGAUCUCCCGGAGGCCUUUGAGGACGUGGCCGUGCACUUCACCCGGGCGGAGUGGGAGCUGCUGGACGAUGGAGACAAGGGGCUGUACUGGGACCAGAUGCUGAGGAAUUACCAAGCCCUCGUUUCCCUGGGAUAUCAAGGUGCCACCCCAGACUUGAUCUGCCGCAUCCAGCGAGGGGAGGUGGAGCUCUGGGUGGGUGAAGAUGAGGAACCUGGAGAAACCUCAUGGUCUGAAGGCCUGUCCCCAGCAGAUCCUGGGACACUAAGCAGAGCUGAGCAUCAGUCUCCUGCCAACCUGAAGCUGUUUCCAGCUAGAAACCAGCUCCCCACCCAACAGGGACAGAUAACAGCGGAGACCCACAGGAGCCCUGCAUGCACAGAAGGAUUUGAAGGGCUGAGAGACCUGAAGAGCCCCAAGGGCAGGGUUCAGAGUGGGCAUGGGUCCUAUAUAUGCGGAGAGUGUGGCAAGAGCUUUGGGGACCUCCAGGAACUUGGAGCUCACAGGGGACCCCUGGGAAGGGAGAAGGACUACCCCUGCGCCGAGAGCUGGAGCAGCUUCCAAGAAAAAGACCAUCUCAUCCAGCAACAGAGAACAGAGCCAGGACAGAACUCCUGUCUCUUCCCCGAGUGCAGGCAGAGCUGCAUCUCCCUGAGCGACCUCCAAAUCCACCAGCGCAUGCAUGUGGGGGACAAGCCGUACCGCUGCAAUGAAUGCAGCAAGAGCUUCACCAGGCGGUAUCAUCUCCAGGUGCACACGCGCGUGCACACGGGGGAAAAGCCAUUCUCGUGCCCCCAGUGUGGCAAGAGCUUCACCAAGAACUCCGCGCUGACAAAACACUGGCGCGUGCACACGGGGGAGAAGCCGUUCUCCUGCCGGCAGUGCGGGAAGAGCUUCAGCGACAACUCGACGCUCACGGGCCACCUGCGCGUGCACACGGGGGAGAAGCCCUUCUCCUGCUCCCAGUGCGGGAGGAGCUUCACCAAGAGCUCCACGCUCACAAGGCAUCUCCUGGUGCACACGGGGGAGAAAAGGUUUUCCUGCAGCCAGUGCGGGAGGAGUUUCACCCACAACUCGACGCUUACCAAGCACCUGCGCAUGCACACGGGGGAGAAGCCGUACGGCUGCGGGGAGUGCGGGAAGCGUUUCCGGCAGAGCGCCGGCUUGACGAAGCACCAGCGAACCCACCAAGACAAGACCAGGGGACAGCUUCUUCCAUCCUCCCUUUGCAAUGGAGAGGGGAGCCCCACACCUGGAUGUUCUCUGCAAUGCUGGGAGGAAGUGGUGGAGCAGGGGCGGAGGCACACAAGACCUUCCUGCGCCUUCCAUGGCAGCAGGGCUGCUGGUAAGGAGCAGCCCAAGGUGGGACAGGGCUGCACCUGGCUGCAAGGAGCAAGUGCAGGGGCUGCAGACGGCCCCAGAGACACGGUGCUGCCAACAGGCUCCGUGCACGAGCGGUGGGAGAGCGAGAGUCCAGGCCCCCGAGCUUCACCAGCACGCAGGAUGGCAGCCAAGCUAGGUCCAGCACCGGCCCUGAGCCUCCUGUUGCCGGCACUGGUGCAGCCCUCGGUGAAGAUGGAGGAACAGGACUCAGCAGGUCCACCAGAGCCUGUGGCAGGAGCUGAAGGGGCUGGGAACGUCCCUCGUGUCAUUGAGGCUGGGACUGCUCAGGAGACCGUGAGCUGGGAGGAGCUGCAACAGGUCAAGCAAGAGCCACAGGAGGAACCAGCCCACCACGGGGAGGGACAGUGGCAGGAAGGGAUGCAGCAUCUUCCUGCCAAGGUUGGGAUGGACACAGUGACCCUGCAGCUGCCAGAGCUGGCCCCCGGAAGCGAGGUCCCCACCCCGGAGAUGUGGCGCCGGCGCUUCCGGGGCUUUUGCUACCAGGCGGCCGAGGGGCCGCGGGAGGCGUGCAGCCGCCUGCGGGAGCUGUGCCGGCGCUGGCUGGAGCCCCAGCGCUGCAGCAAGGAGCAGAUGCUGGAGCUGGUGGUGCUGGAGCAGUUCCUGGCCAUCCUGCCCCGGGAGAUGCAGAGCUGGGAGUGGGGACUUGGUGUGGAGACCUGCGCCGAGGCGGUGGCCCUGGCCGAGGGGUUUCAGCUGGGGCACGCGGAGGAUGAGAAGCUCCAGGUCACAGUGUGUGUAAAGGUUGAAGACGUGUCCUCGGAUAAGAUGGCACCCACUGGGGCAUUGUGGGAACCUCUUGAUUCCUGGCCACAGCAGCCACAGCCCAAUCCUGCUCACAUGCCCCAGGAGGAGGCAGGAUGGGGUGAAACCCCAGGGGUCCAGGAUGAGCUGCCUCAUGUCCCCAAAGAGGAGCCCCUGCCCCAUGAGGAGUCAGGUUUCUCCAACACAGAGGAGACCUGGGACUCAUCCGCAGAUGAGAGCUCCAUGGGUUGGUUCCCCAGACAAGACCCUUCCCCAGGAGCAGCAGGUGCAGGGACACUGAGCGGAGCUGAGGAGCAGCCUCCGGAGGAAGGGCCCGCCAACCCGAAGCAGCUGAAGACGUCCCCAGGGAAAGCAGGAGCGAAGGCCCUGCCUGGUGGAGCACGCGCCGGGGAGGAGCCGCACCUUUGCGCCGACUGCGGAAAGAGCUUCGCCUGCCUCUCAAAACUGGCCGCCCACCGCAAGAUCCACUCCAGGGAGCGCCCCCACCACUGCCCCGACUGCGGGAAGAGCUUUGUGUUCCUCUCCAUCCUGGCCAAGCACCGCACCGUGCACACGGGGGACCGGCCGCACCGCUGCGGAGAGUGCGGGAAGACCUUCAAACACUCUUCCAGCCUUUUCCUCCACCGGCGCGUGCACUCGGGAGUGCGGCCACACCAGUGCGGCGAAUGCGGGAAGAGCUUCGCCCACUCCUGCAGCUUGGCCCGGCACCAGCACGUCCACUCGGGGGAGAAGCCACAUCGGUGCGGAGAGUGCGGGAAGUGCUUUGCUCAACCCGGCCACCUCACCCAGCACCGGCACAUCCACUCGGGGGAGAAGCCGCACAGCUGCGGGGAGUGCGGGAAGAGCUUCGUGCGCCGCGGAGACCUGGUCCAGCACCAGCGCGUGCACACGGGGGAGAAGCCGUACCUGUGCACCAAGUGCGGGAAGAGCUUCAGCAGCCUCGGGUACCUGGCUACCCACCGCAAGAUCCACUCCGGGGAGCGUCCCCACCGCUGCGAGGAGUGCGGCAAGACCUUCGUGACCCGCUCCAACCUCACCACGCACCAGCGCGUGCACACCGGGGAGAGGCCCUACUGCUGCCCAGACUGCGGGAAAAGCUUCACCCUCUCCUACAACCUGGCCCAGCACCGGCGCAUCCACACUGGGGAGAGGCCGUACCUGUGCACCCACUGCGGCAAGAGCUUCCAGCGCCAGGUGCAUCUGACCCGGCACUGGCGCCUCCUCAUGCAGGAGCAGUCGUAGUCAUGUCCACGGUGCUGGAAGGGUUUGGGAGCACCUCCGUCAGCGGCUGGACUUGGGUGAAGGGCCAGUCCUCUCUACCAGGGGUGGGCAGAGAUUCACCCUGCUCUCAUCCAUCAGCAGGCAUCUCAGGACCCACUAGGCCCAAAGGCCAGACUGUGAGGUUUGAUAGGGGCGGAAAGGGAGCUGAUAUGCUGGAGGGAGUUAUAUCAGGACCUGGCUCUACUACUCAUCACCUCUCGAAAAAGGGAGCCCAGGGAGGCAGAGCUGUGGGGAACAGGUAGGACUUCAAAAAGAGGUCUAACACACAACACAGUGAGGUCUGAUUGAACUCCCCAAUGAACGCCACGGGUCUCCUGGCUCCAUCCUCUGUGGCAGUACUGGGAGGAUGAGCGUGUCCUUCUCGUAGGUCCCAGUGUCCCUACUGGGAAGCUCGUGAGGUACAGUGAUAUUUCUGGCCAGGAAAGUGUUACCUAUCUUCUACCCUGAACCUUGCCAGCCUAUAUCCUAUAUUUAUAAAUGGCUUAUUCUAAUUUUCUAAUAAAUGUUUGCUGAUUGGUUUUA